AACACUAACAUCAGUCAGCGCUCAGCUCUUGGAGGAAAAGUUUGACCUGUUGAGGUGGAAACAGAACAACUAAACUGAGCUGAUCUCAGUUCUCCAUUACGACUGGCAUACUGUUACUAGCAACUUUAGCAGAAUUUCAACACUCAUUUGGUCAGUUCAGAGGAAGUGAACAAACACAGGAAGAGCUGGGAGUGUUUAAAGAAAGAGUUGAGAUCAUAUAAUAAAGAGAAAGACUGAGAGAAAGAGAAAAUGUCUGAUGAGCGUCAUCUGUGUCUGCUGGGACUGAUCUUUCUCUCUUCACUUCUCACAGGUAUCAGUGGAGUGGAUGAUGUUCAUGUGUUCAUCAGUUCUGGUGAAGAUGUCCGUCUGCCCUGUAAUAAUGCUCUUCAGGACUGUACAUCAACUACAUGGAACUAUAACAGAUUCAGGCAUUCAACAACAGUUGAACUGAUUGGUUUAGGGAGAAAGAAAGACACAGAGAGACAUGAGAGACUGAGUCUGGGGUCUGACUGCUCUCUGAACAUCAGGAACAUCUCAACAGAAGAUUCUGGAUCUUACAUCUGCCAACAAUGGACUGGUGAGGGUAAAGAACAACAAGAACCUGAUGCUCGUGUUUAUCUGCAUGUUCUUCAUGUCUCAUCCUCACACACUGAGAUCAGUGCAGGUCUCUCUGUGACUCUCUCCUGUCAGUUGUAUUCAUAUCAUCGAGGCUCUUGUGAUGAUUCAGACGAUUCUGAGAGAAUUGAUCUGUUCUGGGUGAAUCAGGCUGGUGUUAAACUGACGAGAUCAGACUCCAGAUAUCAGAUAUCAUCCUCAUCAGAUCCCUGUAUCAUCUCUCUGACUACAACACUCCUGAAUGAAGAUGACAACAGAGACUGGAGAUGUAAUGUUACUCACAGAGAUCAAGUCAAGACCUCAGUCACAUACACUGUCAAGAGUUCAGCUCGAGCUGAUACAACGACAGAACCAUCUCAUACAAAAGUCGCAGUGAUUUCUGUGUCUGUCGCUGCGAUCGCUGUUCUUCUGGCUGCUGUUCUCUGGCUGAUCUGGAGAAAAAGAGCUGAUAGUGACAGAGGGACUGGUGAAGCGGUGGUUAAAGAUGAGAAUGAUGAUAAAAAGACGUAUGAGACGAUCAACAUGGACACUCCUGCUGCUGCGAGAGAGCAUGAGCGGACAGAUGAUGUGACUUACUCUGAAGUCUCCUCUACCAGUAAAAAGCCUGUGAAAUCACUCAAAGAUCAUACUGACACAGUGACUUACGCUACCAUCAGAUGAACAGAAUAUGAAGCACAGGAUGAACUUUAGAAGAACAAGAGCUUCACAAAUAGACAUUCAUUAAAGCAGAUCACUGCAUGAGCUCCUCGUAUCUGCAUCAGACGAGACGUUUUCCACCACUGCUGAGAUGCAUGGCUCUGCUGUUUGGAAGAAUUAGACGUGUGUCAACGAACAGAACUUUAUCAGAUAGUUGUUGAAUUCAAAGUCCUGUAAAAAUGUUUUUCAGAUUUUUUUAAUUGAAUGCAGUAGAGGCUACUCUUUGCUUCCAGCAUGUGUAUAGGCUGUUUUAUGAAGAAAAAGUUAUCAAGUCAAAGCCAGAUUUACCUCUUAUUGUGAAAUAUUACCACCCCAAAACAGCAAAGAAACAAGUUAUUCAGCUUGCAUUCAGUCUCUGAAGAUUGAAUGUAGUUCUUCACUCUCUUGAGAACGGAGGAAGAUGUUUCAUUACUCUCAUUGCUGAUUCCAUUAUGUUAUUUUAGAGCAAAUAAAAGAUGCUUGAGCU
This is a messenger RNA of Carassius gibelio (silver crucian carp), 1777 nucleotides long. RefSeq lists its product as uncharacterized. Gene Ontology annotation, cellular component: external side of plasma membrane; membrane raft. The transcript has 9 exons. Gene Ontology annotation, biological process: interleukin-15-mediated signaling pathway; positive regulation of ERK1 and ERK2 cascade; T cell activation. NCBI's taxonomy places the organism in Eukaryota, Metazoa, Chordata, Actinopteri, Cypriniformes, Cyprinidae. Gene Ontology annotation, molecular function: protein tyrosine kinase binding; MHC class II protein binding. The coding region runs from base 250 to 1275 and encodes 341 amino acids. The record is from RefSeq and is a predicted model, not a curated record.